CCGGAAGUGCCGCUGCGUCGCGCACUUCCGGGUGAUGUCUGGACGCCGCCGCCGCCGCGCGUCUCCAGUCUCCGGGCCGCGCCCCCGCCCGCCGCCGCCGCCCGGGUCGUGGAGGCUGGAGCGACGUCACCGCCAUGGCUGGCAUCAAAGCUUUGAUUAGUUUGUCCUUUGGAGGAGCAAUUGGGCUGAUGUUUUUGAUGCUUGGAUGUGCCCUACCAAUAUACAGCACAUACUGGCCCCUCUUUGUUCUCUUCUUUUACAUCCUUUCACCUACUCCCUACUGCAUAGCAAGAAGGUUGGUGGAUGACACGGAUGGGAUGAGUAAUGCUUGUAAGGAACUUGCCAUCUUUCUCACAACAGGCAUUGUGGUCUCAGCUUUUGGACUUCCUAUCAUACUUGCCAGAGCACACUUGAUUGCCUGGGGAGCCUGCGCACUUGUUCUCACAGGAAACACAGUCAUCUUUGCAACUAUACUAGGCUUUUUCUUGGUCUUCGGAAGCAAUGAUGACUUCAGCUGGCAGCAGUGGUGAACAAAAGGAGUCACUGAACUAUUGUCACGUGGACUUGCUGUCCACAGCUGGCCACGAUGCUGGCAUGAGAAGGGGCAGCAGUGCCACCGGUGUAGCGCAAGCCUGGGGGGGGGUGGUAUUCUAGGUACUCCCUCCUCACUGUUAUUGUAUGCGUACUAUUUUCACAGAGACUUGCUGAAGGAUUAAAAGGAUUUUCUCUUUUGGAAAAGCUUGAUUGAUUUCACACUUAGCUAUUGUAUGCUUCUGUGGUGUCCUGCUGAAUCUUAAAAUAUUUAUGUGUUUCUCCUGCUCACUUUCCUUUUUUAAUCAAUUAUGCAAUGUUAAACAUUUUCUGAAUGUUAUAACCAUUGGCAUUGGUUUAGACAUUGAGAAUUCUUCUGGCUGCCUAGCUGGGCUAAAGUAUGUAUUUUCUCCAAAUUAAUCUCCAUUAUUAUGAAAUAUAUAAAAAUAA
Perognathus longimembris pacificus (Pacific pocket mouse) is the source of this 981-nucleotide messenger RNA. It is a transcript of the gene Leprotl1, whose product is annotated as leptin receptor overlapping transcript like 1. The record is from RefSeq and is a predicted model, not a curated record. Gene Ontology annotation, biological process: negative regulation of growth hormone receptor signaling pathway; late endosome to vacuole transport via multivesicular body sorting pathway. NCBI's taxonomy places the organism in Eukaryota, Metazoa, Chordata, Mammalia, Rodentia, Heteromyidae. Bases 135 to 530 code for a protein of 131 amino acids. Gene Ontology annotation, cellular component: endosome. The transcript is spliced from 4 exons.